Talaromyces proteolyticus is the source of this 3260-nucleotide messenger RNA. RefSeq lists its product as uncharacterized. The transcript has 2 exons. The record is from RefSeq and is a predicted model, not a curated record. Lineage: Eukaryota; Fungi; Ascomycota; Eurotiomycetes; Eurotiales; Trichocomaceae. Bases 380 to 3085 code for a protein of 901 amino acids.
UUAGGACGAAGUGUAUUCAAUCCAGUCCAAUUCUCGUCUUUGAUUCUCGUCCCUACCACCUGCUUGUGAUCUAGCUCUGCAUUAUCGCCACUGCGAAUGGCCUCAUGCCUGUCAGCCGGGUGACCCGCUUCUAGAUACCCCUGGAAAGAUUUUGAUGGCUUAAAGGGGUAUUAGACUACUCCUCGCAACACAACAAGACACGCUGCGCUUCAGCUACCAUUUGUACUACUACUACUACUCCUCCUCCUCCUUCUCCCAUCCAGCUAGAGCAUGUGUCGUGUUGGCAGUCGCCUCCAUCGACCUUGACUUGCCCUCCACCGCUACACCUUUUUUACUCUCGCCGGCGCAAACUUCCCAAGAUCAAACGCGGGGCACCAGAAUGGGUCGCCAGAAGGACAUCUCACCUGCCGACAUGCAGCGCAGCGCAGGAGCUCAGGAUGCAAACAUCUCUCGGCGUCGCAAGUCAUUGCCUGGCCGCUCGUCCAGUGUUCCACGAGUGCCGCCUUUGAACAACCAGCCACCCAUGCCGACCACAUCCCCUGAACUCAUCUCGUCGUUGAUAUCGUCGCUGUCCACCAUUUCAACUCCCGCGCAAUCGCAUUUUGAUAGUCUACCAUUUAUCGGCUCUCAAACAGUGCCGUCGUCCCCGAAUUUCUUCCAAUCAGAGUUUCCACGCCCGAGUCGCAUAUCGGAACAAGGGUUUGGCAUGGACUACGGAGCUUACAAGGAACCCACUGAGUCCACUGACAGUCCCUUCCUGCACCCUGACGAUGCCGCCAUCUCGCCUGUCGUUCGGAUGGCGCCUGCGCCUGCGCCUGCAUCGCCUCGUUCUCCUCGCUCGCCGAAGCUAAAAUCUAGCUUUGGACGAGAUGGCUCCCCGUUUCGCCCGGCUUCCAAAAGCUCCCAUACCUCUUCACGAGCUGCUUUCGAUGACUAUUCUCUAUCCGGCUUUGGCAUCGUUUCGUCAGAGCCAGUGAAUCGCUCUUCGCGUGCUCCCAGCGUUGCAUCUUCCAGUUCGGGUGGAAGAAGGAGUCUCAAAGGUCCCUUGGGCUUACUGAGACGCGGAUCGCGGGAGUCCACCCGAGAAAAGGACUUCGACCGUGGGACAAGACCCCCAAGUUACGAAGACAACUUAAAGACCAAGGUUACUCGCAGCAGAGCUAGUCUAAAAUCCAGGCACUCGAUGGCUGAUCUGGUAGAGGAGGGAGGCCAGGUCAAGCAUAUCAGGAACGAUAUUACCCCUGCAUUUUCUCCUGCAGCAACACAGCCUCCAUCGCCAGCAUCACAUCAGAUUCUGGCCGCUUCGUUGCAUAGCCCCGGUGGCAUUGGAAGUGGACGUGUCAUUCCAACACGCGAAUCUUCUCUUCGACAUAGCUACAACAAGAAACAGCGAUCAGCUCGACCUGCAGAGACUGCCCAUACAAAUGGCAGAGAGUCUACUAACGCUGCAAAGGCUGCUGUGGCCGAGGCAAAGGAUGCAACUGAACAGACUGUGAAACGGAUUCAACGCGUUAAGGAACAACAGAAAAGAAUCAAGUCGGAGCUGAAGGAAGCGCAGGAAUCACCGCCUAUUCCAAAUGCCUCUGAACCUCGGCCUGCGUUACCCAGGUCUUCGACUGAGCCCAUACUCAGCCAAAGACACCGGGGCAAAGCAGCAAUCCCUAGAGAUACUAGUCUUGAUGAGGCAGACCCAUUCGAGGAAAGUGCGCCAUCUCCAGCCAUCCAGACUCGGCGAACGAGAGAGAAAAAGCGAUAUUCCCAAGAAAAACUGGAAACCCCGACUAGUCCUAUCAGCGCAAAAGCCCACAAGCGUCACUCCUCUGGUGCUUUUACUUUGAACCGACCAUCAAUAGCUGAGGAGCGCCCUUCUAGUGCCGACUCUAUCGAUAUUGCUGUCGAAUCCUAUGUCUUAUCACCGCGGCUGACGCAAAAGGUUCCUCAUCCGCGCUCAGGACGCAUGAUUGCGUUUUCUGAAGUCGGUGAUCCCAAAGGGCACGUUGUAUUCUGCUGUCUGGGUAUGGGGCUUACUAGAUACCUGAUGGCUUUCUACGAUGAAUUAGCCCGAACUCUCAAACUACGACUAGUCACGUUAGACCGGCCGGGAGUCGGAGAAAGUGAUCCCUCCCAGGAAGGGGAAGGGACUCCUCUAAGUUGGCCUGACGACGUGGCUAUUGUUUGUAACCACCUCAAAAUCACCAAGUUCUCGAUCUUGGCUCACUCGGCGGGCGCCAUCUACGCUCUGGCAACUGCGCUGCGAAUUCCACAACAUGUUCGAGGUCGAAUUCAUCUAUUAGCACCUUGGAUUCCCCCUUCCCAAAUGACAAACUUGGGCACACACAAAGAGCCUCUUCCCAACAAUGCGGUCCCAUAUUCACAGAGAAUUCUACGGGCUCUUCCGACCCCUUUCCUGAAAGUCGCCAACUCAAGCUUCAUGAACGCUACAAGUAGCAGCAUAACCACAAGUUUGCCCAAGUCCCCUAGGCGCAACAAAAGGAAAAGCUUUGGCAAAGACACCCCAGCCCCCGCGGUGUCCGACCUGACAUCAAACGGUGCAUCUAAUAAGAAAGACGCGGCGCUGGCAAAAGAGCUACGCACGUCGAAUCAAAUAUCCCGCGUGUCAACAGCCACACACCCGGCUCUUCGCGACGCCGAAGAGGCAGCAGUCCUGGCGAUGCAGGAAAAAGAACGACAAACGGAGUACGACACGCGACUGACAUACCGGAUCUGGGAGCUUGCAACUACGAAUGCGAAUCCUGCCGUGGAUCUUCUCGUAUGUCUAGAGCGCCGUCAGACGAUUGGAUUCCGCUAUGUGGAUAUCAACCGCGAAGUGGUGAUCCACCAUGGCAGCAAGGACACGCGUGUGCCCGUGGACAAUGUCCGUUGGUUAGGCAAAACCAUGCGGCGGUGCGAAGUUCGUGUUCUCGAAGAUGAAGGGCAUGGCUUGAUGGCAUCUGCGAUUGUCAUGAGCAACGUGCUUAGUGAGAUGGCCAAGGAGUGGGAGGACUGGACCACCGUGGUGCAGGGCAAACGGAAUCGUCGAACUACUAUAACCCACCAUUCUUCUCGCUCGAUUCUAGCUGCUUAAAAAAAAGUUGCCCCCCCCUGGGUUAUGUGUUGUGAGAAGCAACAUAGUAGGGGCAAUCUCUCUCCCAUUGUCUUAUUUGCAAAAUCUAUUUUGCCAUUGAUAUGUUCAUUUUUAAAAUACCCUGUAAUAUUUCAAGAGAUAACAUAACAAAUCAAACAUAAUUUUCUAAUCCCAC